Malassezia globosa CBS 7966 is the source of this 1962-nucleotide messenger RNA. RefSeq lists its product as uncharacterized. Lineage: Eukaryota; Fungi; Basidiomycota; Malasseziomycetes; Malasseziales; Malasseziaceae. The transcript has a single exon. The coding region runs from base 1 to 1962 and encodes 653 amino acids. Gene Ontology annotation, biological process: protein polyubiquitination. The record is from RefSeq and is a predicted model, not a curated record. Gene Ontology annotation, molecular function: ubiquitin protein ligase activity.
AUGAAUGCACGCGCAAGUCAGUGGCGUCGCACAGGACGUGUGCCACGUUUCGAUGGCGACUCACGCCUGGUUCUUGAUGGUCGGGAACAGUGCGAAGAAGGAGCGAACGAUCAGGGCUACGCUCAAGUGAUUUUCCGAGACAAGUCUAUGGGUUCAGGGCCCAUGGCCAAUGGUGGCGCAUGGGCGUGUAUGUUUCAUGCGGCACAGACUGGCUCAAUAGCUUCUCGUGCGAUCUCGCAUGGCAUAAACGGAGCUGCUGCAUCAUCGACAACAGCGUUACUAUCUGUACAUGGUACAAGCUCGUCAUUGUCAAAGCAACGACCACAGACAUUUGCUUCAGACGCAUCAACGAGUGCUGACGGUCACGACAAGCAAGUCGCAUACAAGAAGUGUGACUCGCUCGAUGGUCCGCCUUCGUCAGAUGUGAUUGAUGGGGCAAAUAAAGCAAAGAUGCCGUGCAUUCGUACCUUGCCGCCAUUGUAUCUUCAACUAUUUGACAGUAGCCUUACCCCCGAGGAACGUGCACAAGUGUCAUCGUCGCUGAGCACUCAUUUGAUGGAGCUCGGCACGUCGAGAGAUGCAUCCAUUGCUGAUGUGCUUGCAGCACUCGAAGUUAGCUCGCAUGUGUCGCGCGCAUGUACCGAGGCACUGGCAACCCAUGUGGACUGCUCCGUUGCUCCCUAUGUCCAAGCUUAUGACUUGGAUCGGCUUGCGUGCAUUGUCGAUUCACUGACAGGUGCCCUGAGCUGGCACGUCAGUGCACACGGUGCACGAGGCACCGAGGUUCCAAUCUCGCUUGUGCAUGCACUUACUUGUGUACGGGACGCCGCUUUGCAUCGGUCAACUAAGCUCUCUGCUACCCGUUUCCACGUCGCAGCGACGGAGCUGCCGUCUAUUGUCCAUUCGUAUGCGGUAUGGCUCAAGGGUGGCAGUGAUCGAAAUCUUUGUGACAAGCCAUGGUUGCUAACUCUGGGCGCCAAGGCACAGAUCCUGGCGUGGGAGGCGCAGUGUGCUAUGCGACAGGCCUCCAAUGAGGCAUGGAUUAGCCCAACAUCUUCCACAUCAAUCAUGUCGUCACCCACGUCGGGUCUAUGGAGGGUGUCAGUCUCAAGAGCAUCAAUUGUGAACGAUUCGCUCGACGCAUUCGAGUCAGCUUCAUUCGCACAGCUGCAUCAACCGUUGCAUGUCCUGUUCCGCGACGAACUUGCGCAGGAUGCGGGUGGCCUCAAGAAAGAAUGGCUUCAGAUCCUAUGUGAUCAAUUGCAGCAGCAUCUCCCAUGGAUGGAUCUGGGCUCAAGCGAGCCAAGCAUGCGUGGCCUAGUAUUCUUUUCUGCCUCUUGCAAUGAAGAAGAGCUGCAGAGAGCCCAUCUCCUUGGCAUGGCUAUGGGUCUUGCCCUCUACCAUCAGGUCACAGUGCCAUUGCGUCUCGCACCUGCCGUGUACACGAUUCUACUAGCACUAUCACGUGGUGAGACUGCACCAUGUGAUCUCGCGACCCUUGCACAGGUGAAGCCGGAUCUUGCCGUCGGUCUGGAGCGUCUAUUGCAGGAAGAUCCAGCGAAUGUCGAGCAAAUGCACUUGACGUGGCAAGUCGAUGACGCCGCAGUCGGCCACGUGGACGAGGGCCGGGAACGCACAAGUGAUCUGUGUGUUGGUGGCAGCGCGCGGCUAGUCACGGCGGCGGAUCGUGAAGCGUACGUCCGCACGUUUGUGCUCUUUACACGCUGCUCGAGGCGGUGCAAAGGUCCGUUGGAGGCCUUGGUGCAUGGGUUCGCCAGGAUUGGUGUCCCCGGCGACUGGGCGCUCUCCGCUGUCGCUCCUUGCCCCGCACGAGCUCGAGAACUCUUUUGUGCGGGCGAAAUGAACGGACCCUUGAUACGUACUCGCUGCGCACCUAUACAGAGCAUGUCGGCUUUCCUGAACGCAACGCGCCUCAUGCUGAGCGUGUGUAUGCGAAUCUAG